Molecule: messenger RNA, 1029 nt
Organism: Symbiodinium sp. CCMP2592
Lineage: Eukaryota; Dinophyceae; Suessiales; Symbiodiniaceae
Source: the annotation of a GenBank genome assembly
AUGGAUCCCACAUCUCAGCGGAGUCUCGCCCUCUCGCCGGCCAUUGCCGAUGACGAGAGGCUGCAACAAUCUCUUGAGAUAUUCAAUGGGCUAUCUGGAGGAGGAAAAAUUAAGAAUAGGAGAAGGAAAGGAUUGGCCAUAACCACUCUCAACAUCUUCAAGCAGCACCUACACACGUUGGAGACUCCACAGGCAUCAGAUCUCCUCAUUGUAGUGUGCAGGCGAAUUGCUGAGAUUGAGGAGCCAGGCUUUCUCUUUGGUCAGUCGGUGCCGCUUUUGCAAGACGAUCCUAGCGACUAUGCUGAUGCAUCAGGGCGCGACGACGAUCGUGAGGAGCUUAAUGCACCGGACGACGACGAUCUUGAGGAGCUUAGUGCUCCGGGCGACGAUAUCCACGAGGAACCUAAUGCACCGGACGCCGAUAUUGAGGAGUCUAAUGCACCGGGCGCCGUAGUGGAUGUCGUGGAUCUUUUGGAUGAGGUCCCAGAGACGCCGAGACCUCCUGCUAGACGGGAGGCUCCAGAAGGGGGCUACCUGGUAGUUCGCCCCAAGAAGCGGCCAAAGCCGCCACAGGACCUAGAGGGAGAAGAUUUGCGAUCUGCUGCUGAUCAUGUUCUGACGCUGGAUUGGCAUGGUGUGGCAGACAAGAGCCUUGAGGUCACUUCCCGUGUUUUCUCCUCGUGCGCGAGCCGGCCUGAUAUUUUGAUGGCAAUCUUGUCGAAGACGGAAACGCAGCGAUUUAAGGAGGUUACAUUCAGGGAGACUGACCAAAUGGCUCGGGCGCGUGGCAUCACGGUAUUGUGCCUCUUUACACCGCGUGCCGUCGGAAAGGGCGGAAAACUCAAUGCACUUUGGGCGGCGAUUAAUGGCUCCGGCGCGUCUUUUCGAACGAUCACACAUGUUGACGAUCGGGAGGAUAUCGUACGAGACUUUGACCGCUUUAAUGCAUACGGGUGGCGCGGUAUUCAUAUGGCUGCCCGCGAGCGCCGAGAUCUGCACCAGCUUCUGACUGAUCAGGGCGUUCUCUAA